Messenger RNA from Drosophila serrata, 375 nucleotides. RefSeq lists its product as uncharacterized. Lineage: Eukaryota; Metazoa; Arthropoda; Insecta; Diptera; Drosophilidae. The record is from RefSeq and is a predicted model, not a curated record.
AUCUGGUUUAAUCACUUGCCGCUAAAAUGGAGUAUUAUGUGGAUAUGAGUUUUACCGAGAAUUACCUAUUGUCCAAAGAGGAGUUCCACCUUGAAGGAAACAUCUCGUUGGACUUUAAUGGAAUCCAAACCCCAAAGAUUAAGAUUCCUAGUGUAGAAUUAGAUUUAAAGGAUUUCCCUGACCUAAGUCAGCCGUUGCCGGAAGUAUCCAUUCGCGAGCAACUGCGUCUGACCUCCUUGAACCGCGUCAAAGUCCUCAGCUGGCAGCGAGGUCAACAGAAACAUUUCCUGGAUAUGUGGCAAUCCCAUUUACCCGGAAAUCAAGUUAAGGAAUUAAACCAUGGAGAGACAAGCGUUGAUUGAUGGCCAUCCAAGG